AUGCUCAACUUCUUCCUUCCCAUCAUACUGCUGUUUACGGCAUCAACGGUUUCCGCGUCACCAGCCGCUCUCCACACCGGGUUCCAACAAAAGAGCUUAGAGUACAUCAACUCCUUCCGCAGUCGAUUUGCCCAUGCAGCACAGAUUGCUAACAUGCAAAAAAUGAGGUACAAUCGAACACUGGAAGCGACAAUCCAGAAUUUCACAUCAAGCUGUGACCUUCUGGACAACAUGGAGGAUAUGCCCACACCGAAACACAUCAAGAUCAUCUUGAGGCAUACGAAGAUUAUAUUAUAUAAAAAUGUUCUUGGGACCGGAUCGUACUGUGACUCAUAUUCUGCAUCCAUUGGCUACCCAAGUCGGUUGUGCAUUGAUGGCUACUCCAUGUAA
Molecule: messenger RNA, 390 nt
Organism: Caenorhabditis remanei
Lineage: Eukaryota; Metazoa; Nematoda; Chromadorea; Rhabditida; Rhabditidae
Exons: 4
Coding region: 1-390 (129 amino acids)
Source: RefSeq, a predicted model, not a curated record